AUGGCCGCCGCCAGCAAAAGGGCGGGAGGAAGCGCGUCAGGUAAUUGCAGGCGCGAGAAGGCGGGAUCUGAGAAAGGGCGCAAAAUUGAGCCGCGGACUCCUGGGAAUUGGGAAUCUGAAUCGAAAGGAAACCGCGGCCACAAAUGUGAUAAAAUCGCGGAGGCAAAUCCCGCCGAUUUUUAAAGGGGAACAAUGGAGAUAAAGUUUAAAAACUGUUCAGAGACGUAAAUAAACCAACAUGUUAGGUAUAAUUAUAUGUAGUAAGGGUAUUGUGUACUGACAAUAAAUUGUGUGAGAAACUAGUGAAAAUUAAUGUUUGAUAAACAAAACAUUACCACAGAAAAUUAUUUAAAAAUGAUAAUAGAGAUGUGGGUGCUAUAAAAAUUAACAAAUUAAUGAGAAAAUUAGUUCAAAUAUUGCAUUAAAGGCAAAAAACAUAAGGCAAUAUAAUUGGAGCAGACUCACCUGGGAGGCAAGCAGCAAAGAAAGAGGACUUGGGAGGAGUUUGAUGACAUCAUAUAAUACUGUUAUACACUCUGGUUGAAUUGUUUUUACACUAUUGUUAACUAUUUCUUUGCUGCUGGGAGGUUCAGUAAAGAAAGAUAAGCAAAUAUGAAGCCUCCUGUCUUGCCAUAAAAUUAAUAUACCUGCAAUGUUAGAAAUGAAAACAUUUGGGUUGUUCGUCUAACUCGGAGUUUAAGCAAAUUAAACUCAAAUGGCAAAAUGUUUUUCUAAAUCAACUAUAAUGGCCUCAAUUUUGCCGCUCUGAUUUAAUCGGCUAAAAUUCAACAACGUUGAUUGUGUUAACACAUUUGAAUAUAGGGCAACAGGGUAUUUAAUUUCAAGAGUUUGUUAUAAAUGCAGUGCAUAACAGGGGAUAGCCACUUCCAUUUCUCUUGCAUGCCAAGAACCUCCACUAUAAUUUUUUUUAAAGAUAGCUUAAUAGUAGAUUAAUAAUGUUGUUGAAUAACAAUAUUCAGGGCUUGCAAAGUUUUGCAUAACUGAUCAAAUCAUAUUGGUGAAUUAUUUUAUUAAUAUUUUUAAGCAUUCUAAUGCAUUAACUUUGUUAUAAAACAUCCUUAUUUUAUAUAUUUUUCCCAUUUCCCACAUCCAUAUUUAAAUUGAGGUUGCAUUGCUAAUUAUUGUCUUAAUUUUAGGGUUUGUUAUAUAUUUCCAAUAUUAGAGUUAAAGCUGCAGUAUGUUCAUGUGCAUAUUAUAUAUAAUAAUGAUGUAUUUUCUAUUAUCUGUCCAACCCAACAUCACCAUGGACAGCCAAAUUACAGAAUGUUAGCCACAUUAAAAAUAAAUGUGUUAACCUAUGUUCAGGUACUGACUGCAUGCCAGCCACACAGAAGACCCACCCUAUAUAUAAAGUAAAUACACCAACGUUUAGUGCUGUGUUUUAUUAUUGAUAAUUGUCUUACCUUACGUUUAAAAUGAAACUGCCGGAAGUGGCCUUUUAAUGUCAUAGAAAGAAGUAUAUGUGAUGCUCAUUUGGGGUAUAGUGCCUGUUUUUAUUUGACAGAAUAAUGAUCCUAGUACCAUUGUGUGCAGUUUAAUAUGAAAAUGAUGUACUUGUAGUCCAUAUUGGCAUGCUUUCAUGGACAAUGUCUGUGGAUAUAAUGAACAUCUAAUUCCAUAGCUCCCAGCAUGUCAAAUGGGCAAAGACACUUCAAUUUUAGGGGUGACUAAGGUGUGUGUGCCCAGGGAUGGGACUGUUCUGAGAAACUAUUAGUGACUCACUGAUCAUUUAUGCAACUAAAAUGUAAUUUAGAACAAGAAGAAUGCACCUUAUUUACACAGAUUGAUUUGUGAACACAUUUUAGUUAUUUUAGUUGAAAGGCCCCUUACAGUGAGUAUUAUUGCUAAGGAGAUCUGUAAUACACUGAAACACGCAAACAACAUGGAACUCCUGAAAAAGGCAGAAAUUAGGAUAGAAAAUAGGGACAGUUGAGAAACAUGUAAUUCCUUUAUUACAAAGAAAAAUAUGUUAAUAUUAUGUAAUGUAAAUUAUUUCCUGUUGUGAUAUGGUUUGGUUGAAAAGCACAUGAAAUAGCAUUGGGGUAGCCGGGAUGGCUUGUAGUUGCAGGAUGCAGCCUGUAGGUGGUGCAGGUAGGCCGCAAAGCGCCUUGUCAUGCCGGACUCGGACUCUAGAGGUCGCUCUGCCACCGCUGCCAUCCAUGUGCUCUCCACCCCUCCCCGAGCUCCAGUGAGGGAAUGUGAUGCGGGCUCCGUGUCAGCACUGUGGGCCAGGCUUCCUAUUCAUACCGGAGCUGUCAAACCAGCCCCUCUCACCGAAACCACCGCGCUCCCUACCGGAAAACCAGGGCGGCCGGGCCGGGGGCUGUGUGCUGUGCCAUGCGAGCCGCUCCCGGGAGGACGAGGACGGGUGCCAUGAACGAGGCCGGUUCUGCCUAGCUGGAGCUGCGGGGAUGGAGCACACCGAGCUCCCGUGGGAGUCUGCACCGAGCGCACACUGACAGCCGUGAUUACCGCAGGCCCCGGGACACUGCGCUUUACUCCUCCACCGGCACAGGUAGGAGCAUCCUCCCCAUCUCCCCAAUCCGUGUACCAUGAACAGAGCUCCCUCCCCAUCUCCCCAAUCCGUGUACCAUGAACAGAGCUCCAUCUCCCCAUCUCCCCAAUCCGUGUACCAUGAACAGAGCUCCAUCUCCCCAAUCCGUGUACCAUGAACAGAGCUCCAUCUCCCCAAUCCGUGUACCACGAACAGAGCUCCAUCUCCCCAAUCCGUGUACCAUGAACAGAGCUCCAUCUCCCCAAUCCGUGUACCAUGAACAGAGCUCCCUCCCCAUCUCCCCAAUCCGUGUAACAUGAACGGGGCUCCCUCCCCAUCUCCCCAAUCCGUGUACCAUGAACAGAGCUCCUUCCCCAUCUCCCCAAUCCGUGUACCAUGAACAGAGCUCCAUCUCCCCAAUCCGUGUACCAUGAACAGAGCUCCAUCUCCCCAAUCCGUGUACCAUGAACAGAGCUCCAUCUCCCCAAUCCGUGUACCAUGAACAGAGCUCCCUCCCCAUCCCUGUGCUGGCCAGAGCUCCCUCUCCAUCUCUGUGUUGGUCAGAGCUCCCUCUCCAUCUCUGUGCUGGUCAGAGCUCCCUCUCCGUCUCUGUGCUGGUCAGAGCUCCCUCUCCAUCUCUGUGCUGGCCAGAGCUCCCUCUCCAUCUCUGUGCUGGCCAGAGCUCCCUCUCCAUCUCUGUGCUAAGCAGAGCUCCAUCCCUAUCUCAGUAUUGUGCUGGCCAGAGCUCCAUCCCUAUCUCUGUAUUGUCCUGGCCAGAGCUCCCUCCCCAUCUCUGUAUUGUCCUGGCCAGAGCUCCCUUCUCACCUGAAUAUUGGGUUGCCCAAGGCUCCCUCCCGAUCAUAGCUCUCUGCUGCCCAGAGCUUCCUCCCCACCUGAAUAUUGGGCUGCCUAGGUCUCCCUCCCCAUCAUAGCUCUGUACUGCCCAGGGCUCCCUCCCCCUUUAUCCAUUAUCCUUCACUGACAGCCUGCAGUCCUGUACUGUGUGCCUAGCAGGAGCAAUGAAUGGAUACCAGUGACAUAAGAGCUUUUUCUGCAAUUUCUGUGAUCUUCUUCCCUAGGGCUGGCUGGGCAUCAUGGGGAGUGUUGUUCAAACCAUGUGGGAUGAUGCAAUGGUUAGCCCUCAUGUAGAAUGCUCUGCCAUCCCAGCAUGAUUGCUUUGUAAUUAAUGUUUGUGUACCCCAUGGUAGCAUGAUUCAUAGAUGCUAGCUUGUCCAAGAUGUGCUGCAUUAUUGACUUCACCUUAUCAUCAUUAUUAUAUGAUGUGUUUUAAUCUAAGACAAUAAAGCGAUAUAUAAACAAGCAUUUCUUGGUGAAGACCAGAGAAAUCAUCUGUAUGCAAUGUAGACAGUCAGUCUUUCACUGUGUAAUCUGAUUACUCACUUUCUCUUUACAAUGAGGCUUGCACAUUUUUUCUCAUUAUAGCAGUGCUGGUUAACCUUCGGUUCCUCAGGUGUCAGUUCUGUUCAAUAUGAUGCUCAGCCAGCCAUUUGACUUAGAUGCCAAAGGUUAACCAUUUCUACAUUCAAGCCUGUUGAAAAAUGUCACACAUGGCCCGCUGCCUGUCAGCAAUAAUCUAGCUGUGCCUGUUUUGUUGCUUCUUGCAACAGGUAAAUACUGAGCCAUAUUUAAAAUGUUUUGUCUUCCUGCAUUAUUACUGCAGUUAUUUGACCACUAUAUUGCAGGAAGAAUCCUUCACAAGGCCAUCCUUGUUUUGGUAAAUAAUUGGUAAUAGAGAGUGACCAUUGCUUUAUAAAGAGCAGUAUUAUGGAGUGGUUUUCCUUAUUCGGGUACAAUAUCUACGCCAUCAAAUAUUGAUUAACAAUGGGAUGUUGAUUUUAAGCUAUAACAUUUGCCCAAAUCUGACCAUCUUAAAGGGAAAAGCAUUGCUCUGGGUGUCAAAAGCAGCAAAUACAGCUGUGUACACCCAAAGUCAACAGUGCUGGGGAUUAGAUUUCUGUUUUGAUUUAUGGUUUUCAUAAUGGCGCCUUAUACUUAACUAAGCCCUGACCAUUUAGGAACUUGACAGCAGUUCACAGUGGUCAUUAACAUCAGCUGGUGUGCAAAUAUUUUCUAUUAAAGAAAGUGUGCUGGGUUUACUAGAUCUUGCUAGCUUAUUUGUUUUAUGUUGUUUCUUGCGCUUUGAGACUAGGGGUCAAAACACAACUUUGGUUCAGAAAUACAGUAUUUGUGAAAUGUAGAUGGGUAAAGGUUGGAAAUAGACAUAUGUCUGCCAAUCAGUUGUGCAAGCCAUUGUUGCUCGCUGUGGCACCUAAAGAUAGAAUUUCAACAUCUUUGUAAGUCAAGACUAAGAUUGCAACACAGCUAAAUGAAAUUUCCAAAAGUAUCCAAAUAUCCAUCUUUUAUAGAAAGUGUACCUCUAGAGGUAAUUGCCACCUUGCUUAUGAAAUGAAGGGUGUAUUGAUAAAUAUAACUUAAUCUUUUAAAGCCAGCAACACCACACUGAAAAGGAAACAGAUCCCUAAAACAUUCAAGAUUUUUGCGUGUUUUAGGCUAAUAUAGCUGAGUUGGAAAAAUAGAAUAGCUGUUUUGGACUACAAUUGCAACAUGUCUAGUGAAUUCUCCACAAUUCAUGGUUUAGUGUAUAAGAGUGACAUGUUGUUCCUGAAUGUAACACAGGAACUGCACUCAGUCUUCCGACCUUCGAACCAGGGUGCAACCAGAUCCGGGUUCAGCACUAAAUCCCAAAUAUAAUACUUCAAAAGAAAGGAAAGGGGCACUCCAAAGGUUCAAUUUCAGGCAAUUUAUUGUCACCAGAAUGUGCAAAGCAACGUUUCGACCAGUCUGGUCUUUAUCAAGCUGACAAACACAAUUGUAUAGCACACAUAAUUACAACAAUUAAUCAAUAAUACUUAAUACAUCAAUCAGAGUAAUUAACAAAUUAAAUACAUCCACCAAUCACUGUAUGGAUUCAAAACAUGUAGGAGACUUCAUAGAGAAUUAAAACCAUAGAUACAAUGAAGCACAUCUGAUAAAAAGGGCAAUUGUUUUCCAAACAUACUUGAUUAAUUAAAUACAAUCAAGCAUAUCUGAAAAGGAAGGGGAGAAGAAUCACCCACCAAACACACUUGGGAUGAUACACACAUGAAAAGGGCUCUAAAGUAAUACAUGCUAUAGCAAUGCAUAUGUAAAUAAAGAAUUAUUCGAGAAUUUUAUGGCACAAAAGUCUCCCACAAUAUAUACAAUGUUGUUCCUGUAUAGCAUGAAAAACAAUGUGUUGAGCAAAUUCUGCACAUGCUUUAGCUGCACACACAGAGUGUUCUGUAAAACAUUAAAGGCAAUGUUUACAGCAGUUUCGAGGCUGUACAGGCCGCACAUCUCAUCACCCUAGCUGUGCUGCAUGUUUAUACUCUUAGCGACAGUGAAAAUCCGUUCACUCCAAUGGCAGGCAGAUGUGUUUACUGUCAAUAUCCAUGAACUAUUGGUUUGUAGAGAAAGAAACCCAUUUUAAUGUUUUCAAAUAAACAUAUGUGGGAAACAAAUGUCUGUGUAUGGCACUGGUGAUAGUUUUUAGACAAAAAAACUAAUAAAAGGUAAGUGUUUUAAUUGCAUACUUAAUAAGAACCAAGAGUGCUAGCUUUAUCCUAUUAUUGUAUAUUGUUCUUCUUAUGUCUGUGAGUGCAAGUCUUUUGUCUUUUGUCUUUUGUGUGUGUGUGUGUGUAUGUAUGUGUGUGUGUAUGUAUAUAUAUAUAUAUAUUGGAAAGACCGGCACUCAAGGAGUUUUAACAGCCUUUACUGUGUAAAGAUAAAUCAACGUUUCAGCUUUCAUCAGGACAAGCAGGGGUUUGACAUAUUUUUUAUAUAUAUAUAUAUAUAUAUAUAUAUAUAUAUAUAUAUACAUACAUACAAUCAGCUAAAAUUCGUAUCUUGUGAUACCUUUUUUUUAUUGGACUAACAGUAUUUUUUAGUUAGAUUAUUAAUAAUUGUCAGGUGCUUAAAUUUUGUUGAAGAGUUGAUAACAGGAAGAACUAUGCUCAUACACUUUUUUUCUCAAAAAGAAUAGUUUAAUUUUCCUGCUGUUUCCUUUGAAUACUCUUACUGCCUCAGAGGUUCAGAGUUGCUAUGUACUGUAAGUUGUGGAAAAUUCAUUGCAGACACAGUUUCGUGAGAGACAGCAGAACAAUGAGAUAUUAUCUGUAUCACACUCCUAUCUCUGCUUAUCUUCAAACUUACAUUUGACUCUCCCAGUCUCUGCAGUCCUUCAAAAAUCCUUAAAGGACCACUCUAGGCACCCAGACCACUUCAGCUUAAUGAAGUAGUCCGGGUGCCAGGUCCAGCUAGGGUUAACCCAUUUUUUUUUAUAAACAUAGCAAUUUCAGAGAAACUGCUAUGUUUAUAAAUGGGUUAAGCCUUCCCCCAAAGCCUCUAGUGGCUGUCUCAUUGACAGCCGGUAGAGGCGCUUGCGUGCUUCUCACUGUGAUUUUCACAGUGAGAGCACGCAAGCGUCCAUAGGAAAGCAUUGAUAAUGCUUUCCUAUGCGACCGGCUGAAUGCGCGCGCAUUCAGCCGAAGGGGAGGAUUGGAGGAGUAUCGGAGGAGAAGAGAUCCCCGCCCAGCGCUGGAAAAAGGUAAGUUUUACCCCUUUUCCCCUUUCCAGAGCCGGGCAGGAGGGGGACCCUGAGGGUGGGGGCACCCUCAGGGCACUAUAGUGCCAGGAAAACGAGUAUGUUUUCCUGGCACUAUAGUGGUCCUUUAAAACACUCCUUUAAACACUCCUUUAAAUCAGCUCUCCCCUGAAUUCCUCAUCCCUUGCAAUCAUUCUCUGCCAUUUCCCAUGUACUGUGCCCUGCUCCCUCAUCUCUCAGGUACAUACAGAUCAUCUAAAGGGUUACUCCAGACACCUAAACUACUUUAGCUUGCUAUAUGUGCUUUAAGUGUGAAGAGUGUGGUUUGUUUGUUUUUUUGGGGUUUUUUUCAUUUUACAAAAUAUGCAGAUUUCAAUAGAAAUUGAUACUUUUAUAAAUUUGGUUACACCCCUUUGGCUUUCAAGCAGUCAACAGGUAAUGUUACUUCCUGGUUAUGUUGGCUUAAUGCACUCAACCUCAAGAGGCAGCAGUUACCCAGAGCACCUGACUUACAAAGAAUUCUCAUUAAGCUGUAUUGUGCGCCAGUUAGUAUCCAUAAAGGUAUAAAUUAUUUUACUCAGUACAAUGACAUGUGCUAUGAGUAGAAAAAUAUUUACAGUUUGGAUUAUCAAUGUUCUUCUGGAAAGUGAGCUCCCAUCUUUAUUACAGUAUUGGAGGACUAUAAGUCAAUGUGUUUGUGGCACGCUUUGCGGUGGUUUGCCAUGUAGUUGAAAACUGCAACGCUACAUAAGAAAACUGGAAAAGGCAAUAUUUGGUUAUUCCAAAUAGUGUAGUCUGUGUCUGAGAGACAAUGUGAGGUUUACUGUGCUUUACUACUAGUUUUAUAGAAAUUAUUUUUACUGCCCGUUUAAGGUACUCCUUGCAUUACAUUAUUUGGUCUGGAAAAUGUAUGGGACACAUGAAGGGGAGGGGAGAGGGAGGAAUGGACACGGAGGGGGAGAGGGAUAAAUGGGACACAUGGAAGGGCUGAGGGGGGAGAGGGAAUGGGACACAUGGAGGGGCUGAGGGGGGGAGAGGGAAUGGGACACAUGAAGGGUCUGAGGGGGGAGAGGGAAUGGGACACAUGGAAGGGCUGAGGGGAGAGGGAAUGACACAUGGAAGGGCUGAGGGGGAGAGGAAUGGGACACAUGGAAGGCUGAGGGGGGAGAGGGAAUGGGACACAUGGAAGGGCUGGGUGAGAGGGAAUGGGACACACAUGGAAGGGCUGGAAGGGGGGAGAGGGAAUGGGACACAUGAAGGGCAGAGGGGAGAGUGGAAUGGGACACAUGGAGGGGGCUGAGGGGGGAGAGGGAAUGGGACACAUGGAGGGACUGGCUGAGGGAAUGGGACACAUGGAGGGGCUGAGGGGGAGAGGAAUGGGACAUGGAGAGGGGCUGAGGGGGGAGAGGGAAUGGACACAUGGAGGGGCUGAGGGGAGAGGGAUGGCAUACGGGAGGGGCUGAGGGGGGGAGGGAAUGGCAUACAUGGAGGGGCUGAGGGGGAGAGGAAUGGCAUACAUGGAGGGGGCUGAGGGGGAGAGGAAUGGCAUACAUGGAGGGGCUGAGGGGAGAGGGAAUGGCAUACAUGGAGGGGCUGAGGGGGGAGAGGGAAUGGCAUACAUGGAGAGGCUGAGGAGGGAAAGGGAAUGGCAUACAUGGAGGGGCUUUGUGGUCGAGGGAAUGAGACACCGGGUGGAUUCUAGUUACGCCUUUGAUUGUCAUUAUGCCACAUCACAAACCAUUAUGUAAAAUACAUCACUUCAGCACAGGGGAUAAGUUUUGAGAAUUCAUUUAGAGAUUUGUAGAAAAGUUUCCUGAAACAUACAUAUUGUGCAAAUAAAUUGUAGAAAUUAAAAUGCCUUAAUAAUUUGGGAUUCCAAUAUCAUACCAAAAAGGAUUGUAAUUUUUUUUCUGAAGUUGGUGAUAAGGCACAAGUUUCUCGGUAGAAAAAUCCAAACCAUACUAGUUAGGAGGAGAAGUUACUAGCACAGACAGAAUAGCCCUUUUGUAAAAAAAACAAAAAAAAACGCAACCCUCCCCCCCCAAAAAAAAAAACCUCUAUUGAGUUUGAAUGCAUGUCUUGUGCCUUAAAGAUCGAACAUCCAUUGCAAGUGGUCCCCUAGCUAAAUCUAUCUUCUAUCAUUAAAAACUGCCACAUACAGUGCUUUGAAAACAAAACAAUUAAUUGACUUUUUAAUUAAAAGCUUACAUAAUUGGGUUUCAGUUAAAGGUAAAUUAUACCCUUAGGAUUUAUGCGUUUAGUUUGUCAUCGGUUGUGACUUUGAGUUUAAGCAACUAUCCUUCUGUCUGUCUUAACCUAGAAAUGGGCCACCUUUGCAAUCCAAGGAUAAAGCUCAUGGUCUAUAAGUCUUACGGCUUAAGACACGUUUUCCAGAAAAGUCUAUGUUGCUAAGCUCGGCCAACAUUGAGCUUUUCUGAUGUUUUUCAUUACAUAGGUAUGUAAUAGUUUUUGUCAUAGUUGUCAUAAUUUUUUGGGGAUUUAAGGAUAUAAGUGAAUCACGUAGUUUGGGAAUAGUCCAUCUCUGAGUAGAAUUUAGUCUUUGCCCCAAUGAUGUCUCUUUUAACUAACAUAUGAUUUGGAGAUAAUGAAUAUCAAUCCAAUUGAAUUUAAAAGUAAAAUUUUAAAUCUCACUGUUUCUACUGCCUUUGGCUUCAAAGGCUUAUUGAAGUGUAGUUUCCUUACAUUUUAGUUAUAAAUAAACACAAAUACAUUCUUAUUCUCUCUAUCCUUACAAUUUAAAGGGGUACUCCAAGAAUCAUCUUAUUUCAUAUUUUAAGCCCUGACUACUGUUCCAGACGAAUUAUCGUUGAAUGGAUAGAUACAUACUGUAUCAUGAUAGUAACUCACAACUAAUUGCCCCAGUACUCAAUCUAGUCUGUUCAUUAUAAGGUGCCACGUUUGUUUUAUAAUCUUCUUUAAGUUUGCAGUGGUGCACCAAAGGGGAUCAAACCCUAUAAAAUAAGCAUAGGUUGUUAUGGUGCUUAGAGUGACCCUUUCAAUUUUCUGUCGUUUUUAUAUCUUUAGUCCAGUGUGAAAUUGGCUGAUAUAUAUAUAAAAUAAUGGUAUCAAAACCCCAUGCAACACUGUUUUUACACACUGCGCAAAAUUCUAGUAAUCCUUCACUGUCACUGUGCAUGGAAUCUUUCUCCCUAGCACGAUGGUCCCUGACGAUGGACCACUAGGCAUCUCUAGACCACUGUGUGAACCAAUACCUCGAUUACACAAAGAUUAAAGCCUGCGUGCAUGCUUGUUACCCAAUUUAACACUGCAGAAGUACCUUUAUUUCUUCCAUUCUCCAUCUCUGAGGAUGGGGAAAUCACACUGCGCCUAUCCAGCACUAAUAAUAAAGCACUAAAAAUAAAUAAGUUAAUAAACAUUACUGUGUGACAUAUUGUCAGACCUUCCAUACUUCCUUGAUCUAUUGCAUGGUUUUCCUAAUAAAACUUGGAAAAUAUCCCAUACGAAGGAUUCUGCUAUUAUUCUGUAUAGUGUUGACUCAGCCAAGAGUUCUCUGGCAGAGAUUCUCCCCAGCAAGAUUAGCAAAUAUAUCAGGGCAAUUUGGCUGCUUUUUGCAUACACUGGCAGGCUUGCAGUAUGUGUUGGGAAACAGGAGUCACUGGAUGGAAGACACGGAGCAAACCAAACUUAAAUGAUCAAACCAUAGCACCUUAUGCACCUAAUCAUUUGUUUAAUUAUAAGUGGCUCCUUAUUGUAAGCAUGUUUGCUGCAGGCUUCUCUGUGCCUUGUUUCUGAAAAUCUAAUGUUAUUUGUCAUCCUUUUGUUGCUGUUAUGUUCACAGUAGAGCCUCUGGUACAUUAUAUGUUUGUGCUAUAGCUGUAAUUAUAAUAUAAAAGGGGGUGCUGGUUGAUGUAAAAUCGAAUGCAAAAUAAAGAAAAAGAGGUAAAUGUCUACAACAAAUAUAAAAUGUGUAAGUAUCUCAGUGCAGUUUCAUUACUUGUAUAUUGUUUAGAUCUGCUAAGGGAUUGGAGCUGAAAUUAUGUUAUUGAAUGUUAAAGUAUUUUAAAUGCUGAGAAAGGGUUUAAAGGAACAUUCUAAUGUUAAAAAUAAAUAUGCACCGCCUUUCGUCUAUCAACCUGUCUCUGGGCCAACGGAAUACUGCAGACACGCUGGUUGGUAGAUGCGAUUGCUGCUUGCUGUUGGCAAGCAGCAACAGCAUAUGCUGCUAACUGAUUGGGGCUGCAUUGUUUUGGCGCAUAUUCGCGUCAUCAUGUUGUUGCCGGCGGAAAUCUAGCUAUCUGAUUGGAGUGGGGCUCCUUUUUCCACUAAACAGCUCCAUAGAAGUACAGAGCUCAGUCACUCGUUCUACUCUCCCUAUUUUAGUCAUGGUAUUUUUUGUUGUUAGUCAUUAGAGGGGAUAGAUAUUUUCAGAUGAUUUUAAUAGGCAUUCGGGCUAUUUUCAUUUAUGUCGGACUGGCUUUGGUUCUGUUAUUAAUACUAGUUAUUUGAACGGUUUUAAUUUAAAGUUAUUUAUAAGUAUAUAUGGUAAGAUUUACACCAUCCCAAAUUUUAUUUUUUAAUAAUUUGGUUGUUGUAAUUUUUAUCAUGGCCCAAAACUAGUCAUUGUGCAUGGCCUAACCUUUAAUGCCACAAAUAAAAUGCUGCAGCUUUACCGUGUUAAAACACUUUUUGUAUACAUGCAUUGCCAAAUUCACCCGCAGUUAGAUCAACAGUCUGGUAAAAUCAGAUAAUGCUUGGGAUGCAUUGCAAAUUUAUUGUUUACAUUAUCUGAGAACAGCAUUAACAUCGUUAAUUGCCCAUGACUGACCAGAGGCUGGCCCUUCCUCCAUGGCUGAGAUCAUGGGAGGCCUUUGUACAUCCGUGGCAAAAUGCCACACUGCACCAAUCAGCAUGUACUCAUAGAGAUGCAUUGAAUCAAUGCAUAUUUAUGGGGAAUGUUUAGCGCCUCCAUGCAGAGCACUGCACACUGGGAAGCACUGGAAUAGGAAGUACCUCUAGUGGCCAUCUGAGUGACUGCCACUAGAGGUGUUACAAGGCUGUGUUUACAUUGAAAUGUCUGCAGGCACAGGCUAUAGACACAAGAAACACUACAUUAACCCCUUAACGCCGUUACGGCAUUCUAUGCCGUCGCGGCUUUAAAGGGCUUUAACCCCUUAAGGCCCAAACUUCUGGAAUAAAAGGGAAUCAUGACAUGUCACACAUGUCAUGUGUCCUUAAGGGGUUAAAGCCGCUGCGGCGGCAUAGAACGCCGUAUCGGCUUAAGCCCCCAGGAUCUCGGCGGUACUCCCCCGGCGAAUGAGGCCCCCGGGGGCCAUGUGAUCGCUCUCAAAUAGCUGGCUGUGGAUCUGCCAGCAGGGGGACUGUCUGAAAUGUCAGACAGUCCCCCUGCUGGUGGGAAAGUAAUAAUAAAAUAAAAAUAAAAUUAAACAUGUUUAAAAAUAAAUAAAUAUAUAUGUGUGUGUGAAACGUCAUACGUAAUGUAUUUUAAUAUUAAUAUAAGUAUAUAUAUAUAUAUAUAUAUAUAUAUAUAUAUAUAUUAAUAUUUAAAUAUACUUAGAAUGACGUUAUAUAUAUAUAUAUAUGUAUAUAUAAUAGAUAUAUAUACAUACGUAUAAUUACAAUAAUAAAUUAAAUAAUAAAAUAAAUAAAAUAUUGAAACAAAAUUUUACUAUAAAUUAUAUAUUCAUAUGUAAUUUCAUUCUAACUGUAUUUUGUUAUUAAUAUAUAUAUAUAUAUAUAUGUGUGUGUAACAAAAUACACUUAGAAUGACAUUCUCUCUCUCUCUCUCUCUCUCUCUCUCUAUAUCUAUAUCUAUACACACACAUAUAAUUACAUAAAAGAUUACAUUAGUAUACACGUAGAAUUUAGAUACCUAUAAAUGCAUAUAUAUUAAAAUUCUACGUGUAUAUUUAAGUAAUCUUUUAACAUAAUUGUGAUUUAAUUAUUUUCAUUUAUGUCAUAAUUGACUAUAAUUGACACUAUAGUCACCAGACCACUACAGCCUAACCCCUUCAGGACGGAGUAAGUAGUGCACGUUCUGAUCAAAACAAAACGUAAACAAAAACUGGAAUUUGCGCUAUAUGUCUGAUCAACUGUUAUUCGCCUCUUUCAUAUUAAAUGCACCCACACUUAUUAUAUAUCAUUUAUCAAAACAAAACGUAAACAAAAACUGGAAUUUGCGCUAUAUGUCUGAUCAACCGUUAUUCGCCUCUUUCAUAUUAAAUGCACCCACACUUAUUAUAUAUCAUUUACAAAAUGAACAAAAUGAUAUAUAAUAAGUGUGGGUGCAUUUAAUAUGAAAGAGGCGAAUAACGGUUGAUCAGACAUAUAGCGCAAAUUCCAGUUUUUGUUUACGUUUUGUUUUGAUCAGAACGUGCACUACUUACUCCGUCCUGAAGGGGUUAGGCUGUAGUGGUCUGGUGACUAUAGUGUCAAUUUAAAGUCUGUUAUUUUUGUUGUUAAAAAUAAAGCUUUGUUAGUUUAAAAAAAUAAUAAAAAAGAAAAGGCUCCUAACUUCUUUAGCUGGCUCCUAGAUUCAAAACAAAUUUAUCAAGCCCUGCUUGUUAUUUUAUAUCCCCUCUAUACAUUUUUGUAAAGCAUUACAGAAUAUGCUAGUACUAUAUAAAUUAUAUGUAAAGAUGUAGCAUGUUCUUUUUAUUUUUAUUAACCUUCAAUGUCCAUGAGUGAUUUUGUAAAUUUGAAGCAGUAUUAUACAUACAAAAUUAUUCAUAUUGACCUUAAAUAAAACACUGCAUUCACAUACUUGCACGUAUUUCCCCUUUUGUACACCAUAUUAACAUAUUGGCUUUUACAUACUAUUUUCUGUGGCUGUCCAAAAGAUUUGAAAUUUAAUGCCAGUCAGAAGAUAUAGACACUAAAUCACUGAACAUUUACCCCCCAAAAUAAUAGUUUACUUUGUCAAUUGCAUGCUUAUAGUUCUUUCCCAAAGCAUGUGCUCAUAUUCCUAUAUUUAACCACAUCUGACAAUGAGCGCUUUCUCUAACUGAGAUGGACUUUUGGUUUGACAGAUGCACGCUUUCCCUGUUUUACAGUUUAUUGUGACCUAUGUUUAUACUAUAAAGGCUUCAGUUAUUCUACUGCAACAUUUUAAUCUGUUUACAAUUGUGAACAAAAUACUUUCUUUCUCUUAAUUGUUGAACUUAAAUGUUAUAAUGUCUAUACAGAAAGAAAAUAUAUAUUUUUUUAUUAAUGUUUUGAAAGAAGCAACUGUCUGCUAAAAAACUGCCCCAUGCUUAUUGACUUAUGGGUUGGCACGGAACAUAUUUAUCGGCCCCUGUAGCUGUUCUGUACUUGGGCAAUGAUUCAGAACGGAAUACAAUUGUGCAGAAUUGUAAUUGUGUAAUUAAAAGUAAUUUUGGGUUGAUGAUCUGCGUGGCUCUUGAAACAUGGUUUAAAGGCUUAAUAAGUUUAGGAGAGGUGCUUUGUGGAACUCUGGAUCUUGCAGGUAUAACGUGUUCGAUUCCGUAGCUUUACCUGGUUAAAGGAUGUUUUUUUUUUUUUUUUUUUAAAUGGACAUGUUUUGUAGUGGACAAAGUACUCAUCAUUAAAAUUCUAAAUAGGUAAUAUGACAACAGCUGCCACUAAUUGCCGGUUCCAGUAUUUUCCUCUCUCUGGAGUGGCCGAUGAACAUUAUUAUAAUUAUUGAUGUACGUAGACCAUUCUGCUAAAAGCAUAUCUCAUUACAUUUUAAUUUUCAUGUAUUGGGUUUCCUGGAGUAUUAUAUUCAAUGUUUGUAUGUAUAUCUUUUCUAGCUAAUUAUAGAUUUCUUUUCCAUUUUCUGUCUCAUGUUUUCAGUUAUUUUUAUAUAUUUUAAGUAUCUCCGAUUUUUAUUUUAUUUUUUUAUUUUUUUUUUGGACUCUGCAAUGGUUAAAAAUUAUUUCAUAUUGUACUGCCUAAAUAUUUAUAUUUCCCUAUUAGUGGUUACAGAAGGCAUGUUUGGUAUCAGUUGGUGGAUUUGUGUGAUUGAAGAUGUAUACAUUGUGCCCUUAUGUCUGUAAAUAUCUUUAUCAGGGCUCGACAGAUCCCAGGUAGAAAUUUUGUCCUGGCACCUGAGAUUUUGUCCUAGUAGCCCUUUAGCGAUGGCCGUCCACCCACACAAGGCAAAAUUUUGGGGGAAUCUAGGAUUGUUCCGCAUUGUUCCCCCAUCCUGCCUUUAGCUAAAGGGCUUCAAAUCCCAGGCGCCAGGACAAAAUUUCUAGUCGCCAUGGUCACCUGGCGCCUGGGAUUUGUUGAACCCUGACUUAACACACCUUUAACAUCUCUUUAUUUAGACAAGUGUGUAUUUGUUAACUGUUUUGAGACACUAAAUAAACCGCUUUUCUACUCAUGGACUUCUAACUAUAUUUAGCAGAUUAACUCCAAUAUUUCUCCUUUGUGUUUUUUUUUGUAGAUUGGAAACAUAUCUUUGAUCCUUUUUUCCUGUUCCAAAUAAAGUUUCUAAUUUUAAUAUUUUCUCAUUCUUCGCAUAAAGCAUCAGAGUUGAAAAAGAUUCCAGUUUUAGCUUGCAUAUCAAAAUAAUUUGCUAGUUCUAUGCAAUUAAUAUUUCAGUGAAUAAACUGCUUUCUGAUAUCAGGCUAUAGGGUGUUUUAAGACCUAUUCCUACCCAAGCUCAAGAUUUAGCCUUGAUAACAUACUAUCCUUUAGAAUUACUGACAUGUUAGCUGCUGCCAAUAAGUCUACACUAUCACAGUCACACUGUUCUGAUAUUUGUCAACAGCACUUUUGACAUUAUUAGUUCAACAACAAAGUCACCACAUUCUAAAUUAAGCCGCUCAGCUUAAACGUUCCCAAUCACUCUGAAGAAUUUAUCAACACAUUAAUAGAACCAUAUUUUCUUUAUAGAAUUCAGCAGCCAAAAUGACUCAUGUCACUGAAAAAUAUUUUUGUUAAAGGGAUCCUAUAGUACCAGGAAAACAAAGCAGUUUCUGGCACUAUAGGUUUUUAAGUUCCACCCCUCCUUUCCCUGCUUACCUGAAUCCAGCGCCAAUGUCCCUCGGUGCUGGGUCAGGCUCCGCCCACGUUCCUCCCCUUCCAACGUCAACUGUCAGACAUGGUGCCUGGAGUCUGUAUGUGCAAAGAUUAGGCCCUCUGCUGCCAGAAGUGUAACUGCUCCUUAGCAGUAUCAUUAGUCAGCCUGGAAAUAGAGUUCCUGGCUGGCUAAUGUUAAUUCUGUGCUUAUUUCUGUGCACUGAAUUUCAUUCAUCGGCUGAGAGUGGUCAGCUUGUGCUCGUAGCCAAUAAAUGGCCAACAUAAUUGGCAUCUGGAUUCAGCAGCUCCUUAAAGGAGACUAGGCCCCUGGCAGAUCCAAGUAAGAAGGCAAACCAGUGCGUAACAAAUUGCCUCCUUACUGGGAAAUGUGGCCAGGGUAUUCAUUUUAUUAUAAUUACUACAAUGGGCGUAGUGAUUAUGAUGCUUGGAAUAACCCUAUAACUGACACCUUGAUUAGUUUGGCAAAUGGUUUUGCGCAUUCGCGCAGAACAAGCAUCAAAAAUCCAUUAUGUUAACAUGAAGAAUGCCACCAGUUUCUAAAAAAAAUAAUAAUCCUGGUUGAUCAAUUAAAGCAAACGAAGCACAAAUAAGUGCUGUUUCAUUAACAUAGCAUUGCAAAACCGAUGACACAACAAAUGCACAUGUACACUAAAAUAUUCAGUUUGAGCAUGCUUAAACAUACACGCACAUUAGUGUUGAUUUUGAAAACGCCAAAAGCUUAUUAACAUCUAUAACACCUGUCAUCUAUCAUCAUUGCCGCUGCACUACAAAAGUAGCCAAACAGAUAGGUCAGAUUUUGCCUGUUAAGUUAAUAAUGCAUUUUAAUGUUACUUUCAGAAAAGAUUGUGACUUUAUUGAAAUGUGAUCACAUUGAAAACACACACUAGUUUCUGCUAGUUAUCGGAACUAGAUUGUGAGCAAGCCAUUUUUAGGCCAUCUACGUUAUGCUGAAUAACACACUGUUGCAUGAUUUUAUUUAAAAGCUAUCUUAAAUAAUGAGGUGGCAGUACGUUUAUAAGUUGAUUUGCAGUCUUCCAAGACAUUCUUCAUUUUUCGUUAUACAUGUAAAAAAGGUCACAGAGCACUAUGCUAUUAUGCUCAUUGCAUAGUUCAUGGUUCACAGAGGGUCCUUGCUGCUCUCUGAAUGCAUAUGGUUGCUUAGAACUGAAGCAAUUUGCAGAACUCACUGCAGCUAUAAGCUUGCCCCUUUGGUCUUGUAGCGCUAUAAUGCUUCUAAUGUACAACUCCAUUUACAAAAUAAAGAGCUGUUGGUAAUCCGAUAGCAGCCUUAGUGUAGCAUAUUCAGCAGUCCCACUCAUCUCAUUUUAUUAAGGAUACUGCUUCUGGGAUCUGAUCGACAUAUCCCAUCUACCUCUGCUGGUUCAGGUGGUUAUCAAAUAAGUUCAGAUCUCAUAGACCAGAGUAAGAGUAUCCUGAUUGCAGGUCAUGCUGUUUACAAGCAAUUGAAGGAACUUUUUAUUUUAUUUUUUUCAGCUAAACGUUUAUUGAAGAAAUUUUCUUCUUUAGUUAAGCAAUACCUGAAAAAUAUGAUGUAUACACACAAAGCUCACAAAUUCUACAAUAUGUAUACAAGGAAAUCUGAAAAUAUCUCUGAAUUGGAACCAUGAAUCCACUCUGCCAGGCAUCAUAUAAUUGUAGAAAUAAAAAUUACAAAUGGAGAAAAUCCCAAAAUAGGGAAUUAAAAGAAAAUGGACAAUAUUAAAGGAUUGUAACAAGAAAUGAGAUGAAACUGAAGAAAGGAUAGUAGAGGAAGUUGUUGGGUAGUAAAGACACUAAACAUUGAGAUCUUUUGCAGCCUAGAGUUUCCCUGUAAUUAUUUAAAAACUUGUUUUAGUUAGUUAGUGAGAUUCCAUCAUUUCGGUGUAAACCGUCCACAGCUCAAUAAACUGAAAUUCUCAGCAUUUCUUCACGGAUUACAUUUAGGAGCAGCAACCAUUUUCAUUUGAAAUAAUUUAAUCUGUAAUGCUUUCUUUGUAGAUCUCAUGCUUUUCCUGUCCAAGGAUGAUGAAAUAGUUAACAUGUUAUCAAUCUUCUUCUGCUUAUCAGCUUUUUAAUACAGUGGGUUGGUCCAUAAAGUUUUAUGCCUGCAUUAGUGUGAAUGCUUACUGCUAUCUUAUCUGGAUUUAAUUGCCCUGGCUAGCUCCUGUACAGCCAGUUAUCUGUCACCAAAUAGCAAUGUCUGCCAUGACAGAGUGGCACUAAAUAAAUCAUUAGGCCUUAUUCAUUAAACAGUAGAUGGAGGUGAGUUGAAAAACACUUGGCCCUAUGGCUAUCUAGUAAUGCAUUUUCAGUUCUUAUCAAGUGUGUGAAUUUAAGACACUGCCAAGGUAUGGCAGAGACACCUCUUUAUGGAAGCCACAUGCUCCCAAAUCACAGAUUACAAGUAGUAGGUGUGUUCACUCUGGAUAUAUUCAUUUACUAGUUAACGCUGCAAACUAUGCAUCCCAGUAUAAAUGCUGUAGUUGGUAUUUAUCUUACUCAUUAAAAGUUGCUGUUUUCCAGAUAAUGCUUUCCAUUAGAAUUUAGGUCAGGCUUGGAACCGAACCACUAGGCCUGACUGAAAGGAGUGGUACUUUAUUGAUAGUAACACAGUCAGCCUUAUUUGAUAAAGUGAAAAUUUAAAGUCAAUUUUAUGGCCAGAGUAAACAAAGUGGGAGCAUAGCUGAUUUUUCCAGUUUUGGUUAUUUUGACCUUAUGCUUUAAAUUCACUUUGAAUUCUCACUUUAGUAACUACGUCUCAAUAUAUUUCUGCACUACUUGCCGCAAAAUAAAGACUACACUUUUUUUCCCGAAAUGUUGGUCAUCUUUGAGAAAAUUAAAUGUAAAUCAUAUGAGCUGUUCUCCAUGGAUUGUAUCCUUAGUAAUUUGGAGAACCUUCAGAUAUCUCAACCCAUGAGGACAUAUAUAAGUACUUACUGGGUUAUUCACUAAAGUGUGCAUUGUUUUUAAAGCCAAAAUAGCUGAUUUUUUUUAUAGUUUGGCCAAAAUUUGAAAUUUCUUUUGAAGUUCUGUUUAUUAGUGGAUAGCCCUGAUUAAUCUCAAUGAAUAACCCUAUUUAAAAAACAAAACAAAACAGAUUUUGCAAACAUUUUGAAUAAACAUUUCAUUUGAAUAAACAUUCAUAAACCGUUCAUUUGACUGUGGUUGCUUAAUUUAGAACUGAUUGAUGUAGUUGUAAAUUAGUGUAUGUAGGUCAGUAAAAUCUACAGCAGGUGUUUGGUAGGGUGAAGGUCGAAGAAACUUCGGUUAAUUGAGCUGUAUUGAAAACGGAAUCCAGCAUUAAUGAUUGGUGUGUGAUAGCAAUAGACCAGCACUCCAUGCCUCACAUUAUCUACUUAUAUCCAUAGCUGCCCUAAGCACAUCCUUUGUGCAUCCUUGUACAAUUUCAAUAAUACCUAUUAGUUGUAUUUCCUGCCUUACAGGAAGGAUAUCCUAUAUUGUGUUUCCUGUUUAGCCAGACACUGCAGUAGUCCGUUUAAAUUUCAGUUUUAACCUUUUCAGUGCCACAGAAUAUAGGAUGGUUUCCUUUUUUUCUUUUCAUAUGUAUGAAAACAUAUCUUUGCAUUUAUUUUUAAAAUUCUAUUUUUUUUCUUUCUUGGAAAAAUAUCCCAUAUAAAAGAACAGCCAAUUGAUUCUUGUUGAACUAGUUGCCCGAAUGAGAGUAUCUCAUUUGUCCGCCCCAGUAUAAGACACUGUAUGAUUUUCUUUUUUUUAUUUUUAUUAUUCUUUAUUUUUGUUGUGCACAAAUAAUCAGUCUUACGCUGUCACAACAGCAGGAGCAAGAGUAUAAACACAUAUAGUAUAACCGUGGCAUUAGAUAUAACUGCACAUUUUAAGUAGAGAUGCUCAGUGCAUACAAAAGCAUGUCGUACAGUGUUCUGCCUUACAGUAGUUGUACAGUGCUUUGUCAAAUUUUAUGUUUUAUACAAAAAAUGAAAAGUUAACGAGGGUAUUAAAGCAUAAUAAAUCGUGUCUUUGCUUUUUAUAUCCAUUAGUAGAGCAUGGUUGUGGUCAGUAUGUUUUUUUUUUUUAGUAAAAAGAUGCAGAUUAUUGUUGUGAAGGUGAAUGUCUGUACCCCAGCCGGUGUGGUGGACACUGUAUGAUUUUUGAUUCUACUCUCUUACCUGUGUUAUUUCCGAUGAUCUGGUCUUAAAGGGAAAGUGUCCCUUCUGAAAUUGACACUAUUGAGGAAAACAUUGAAAAUCCACCAGUAAUUUGUAUUAACUGUUUUUAUGGUAUACUCUAGUUUCUUUUAAAUGUAUAUUUAAGAUUUAAGCACAGGGAUAAGUAAAGCCAAUAUUGAAAUUCCUAGGAAGGAAAAGUUCACCUUUAAGGACAGAACGGAAUAACAGAAGGCAGUUGUAUUUUAUUUCCUCCCCCAGACUCCUGUAUCAAUCUAUGGUUUAUUUUAAAGAUACAGUCUAAGAAUCAUCAUCACUUUGUCUUAAGCUUAAGAAGGUAGUGGUUUUGGUUUAUAGAUGAAUUUUCUCACUGCAGGUGCCUUUUUUUAUUUAUUUUUACUAAUGCCUGCCUCCCUCCCCCCCCCUCCCCCAUUAAAAUGUUUCCUAUAACAUAUCAAGUAGCAGCUUGACAUACCUGUCUGUAACCCGAAGGUUAGUGGUUCAAAUCCCAACAUCUAGCUGGUAUUUUGUUAACCCUCGUCACUCAAAGGGUUGAACAAAGUACCGCAGAAAAGCUGAUGCUUUAUUUUUAACUGGCAGUAUCAGUAGGUCAGAUUCUGUCGUAGCAGGAUUUCUAUUCCCACGAGUGUGUCUUAAUUCCAGAACAGACGCAAAAGUCAUGUAGCAAAUAUUGGUGUCUGGCUAUAUAUAGAUUCUGUGUCUAUUGCUGGAAAAGGAGCCAUGGGGGGGGGAAACAUCUAUCUUGUUUGUGUUAUGAGGUCAGUCCCAUUGGGUUACCAUCGCUCUGGAGAUAUAUCCACGGAGACUCUGCUUAAAAUAAUUCUCCGCUCUCUCUAACCUACAGUUCUGUUUUCUGAAUAGCAUCCUUGUCAAAAAAACGGCGGCAUCUAAUAUUAGCAAUCUGUCCUUUUUGUGCAUUUUUACUAAUAUUAUUUAUUUUUAUUAACAUAAACGCAAAACAUACGCAGAUGAAAAAAGAAAACACAGAUUAAAAAAAAUCAAGUAUUUUUACUUCUUGAGCGCAGGCUGCCAGAUGGCUCUGAGUUUUGGCAUUAGAGCAGAGCUAGAAGGAAUGAGAAGGCAGCUCAUUCAAAUCAGCCUGUGGGCUGCCUCAACAGAUGUUCAUUCAAAUUAGGGUCAAGAGAAAAGAGAGAUUAAUUUCUGUUACCAGGUAGGAAGGCUAACUUGGCUGCCAUCAUUAAAAAAAAAUAAAAAAAUUAAAGGAACACUGUAUUGUUAGGAUGCAUAGCUAUAUUCAUAACACUACAGUCCAGAUCUUAUUGUUUAGCUUAUGACCCCCCCCAGGUAUUAAAUAAAUUAAUAAUUAAAACAACCAACCUCCUACUCGAGGAACGCCAGGAGGAGCAUUGAGGACAUUUAGGGCAUGCACGGUGCUCACCACAUUACGCCUAAAAUUCUGCUAUAGAGAAUUAUUGAAUAUAAUUAUUCUCUAUUGCAGAUAAAUAUGGCACUGCGCAUGCACGUGACAAUUAGGUAAGAAAUCUACAAAGUAAGAUGCCGGUUCUGAUACCGAGAGAGCUUGGAUGUGUGGCUUGAAGCUGCAUUUCCAAGCCUUCUAAUUAAAGUGUUUUGGCGCUAGGACAGGGGGAGCAACACAAUACGAAUAAGUUGCUAAAGUGCCUACAAUGUUCCUUUAAAUAGAAAAGGUGUAACUUGUAUGAUAUAGGUGUAUAAUUACAUAUUUUAAAGUAGUGGUAUGAAUGUAUUUCCGGGUGGGAAGAGGUUUUGUUCUGUUUCCUUUUAAGUGAAUUGGUACAGGGCUGAGUAAAUUUCUAGAAUUGGAAUCUUCGUGUGGCUGGUUAGGUGAGGGGAAGGCAAACAAGUCUGACUUUAAGAGAUCAAUUUCACUGCUUUUAAAUCCUAUUCACUCAAAGAAGACAUAUAGUUGUCAAAAACAUGCUUGGAAUUAAACCAUUUACCUCCAGAGUUCAGGCAUCUCUGUCAAGCUGCUGCUAAGUAUGUUAUGUUAUUUUUAAGUGUAGGAACCAAGUUGUUGUUUGUUGGUAUUUUUGUUUUUAUUUUGCAUUUUAAGAGGGGGUUGCGGCAGUUUGGGGCAUUUAUUUAAAGGGACCAUAUAGGUAUAUUCAGGGCAUGAAUGAUCAGAUAGAGCAUUGAGCGAAAAAAAGUCACUUCCCAGUAAAAAAAAAGAAAAGAAAUGUAGUAAUCCACAUCUCUUUAUCCUAGUAACUGGGUACUUCCAUCUUCGCUCUCUGUGAAUCAUUGUUACAUACUCUAUCAUUUGCACCUGGCAGUGUUUCCAUUUCUCCUCUUCAUUUGUAAUGUUUGACUUUUCUGAACUGGAUUUUUAUGUAUUUUACAAAAUCUUUUUUUAACAAUUUAAGAGAAAACUAUGCAUUAGAUUAGGUGAAAAAAAGUUACAAACAUAAAGAGGGGGGGGAAAGCCAGGUCUCUGUGAGCGAGUUUGAGAUAAAAAGGUUGUGUAUGGCUGUUUAUUUCAGAUAUUUCUGCAGACAGGGCAGGCGUUCCAGAGUGCACACUGAAUAUUGUCAAAUGAGUGUAAAGGGCAAGGUAUUGCGAUGAGGUUUGUGUGGUUUCUGGUUCUCCUAGUGUGUGCAGAGGAGGUGAAGGGCCCUAGGUUUGGAGAGACUUCGCCAGCUGCUAGAAGAAGGAGAUAGUGACAGGAGGUGUGAGGUGGUUUUAUGUGCAUGGGGCUAGGAUGAGAUCGAUUUGUCGGUAGGAGAAAGUGAGCGCAGGGCAUGAGUUGAGAGAAGGGGGGCGUGUAGCAGAGAGGGGGAAAUGUAAAGGUUGUUGGGGGAAUGAGGAAAGUGGUUGUAAGAAGAGAUUUUGAUACUGAGGGAGAAGGAGGAAAUGAAGAGGAGGAGAAGACAGAGGAGCAUUGCUAAACUGGGAAAAAGUCAUUUGGAGAAAAAAAAAAUCCCUGCCCCCUUGUGUUCUGUACGUAUCUUCUGAAAUACCAUCCCACAAACUACCCAGGUGUAGGACAUUGAUGUCAGUCUACAGGAAAGUAUUUUACCAAGAUCUUACAAAGAUCUUGUGGUUUGCCGUAUUAUUCAAUUAUCAAGUAACAUUUGUUAGCACACUGAGUGUGGCAAAAUAUGGCAUAAUACACUAGGGAGCACAUUGCUGACAGAUAAAGCAAUAUUAAUAUAUACCUAUGAUUAAAAAGAGAUAUGGGAAACAUUCAAAUGCAUUGGUAAAUGUUUAUUCCUUUUUAAUCAAAGGAAAGAUGGAGGAUUGUAGAAUAUUGCAUAUUCUAUGUUUCCAUUGAUUAUGAAGGAUACAAAAAAUGGGAAAUUAAGAAGUGAUAGACAUAUCCCGAGAGGGAACAUGAAAGCAGUAAAAUGGAAACAGUGCAUUAUUGAUGACUUUGCUUUAAAUUAAUUGAUAAAUGAAAUAUCUGAUUUUCAACAGAAACAGCUAAAUUGUGGCUUAUAAAUGUAGGACUAAAAAGCUUAAAGGGACACUAUAGUCACCUGAACAACUUUAGCUUAAUGAAGCAGUUUUGGUGUAUAGAACAUGCCCCUGCAGCCUCACUGCUCAAUCCUCUGCCAUUUAGGAGUUAAAUCCCUUUGUUUAUGAACCCUAGUCACACCUCCCUGCAUGUGACUUGCACAGCCUUCCAUAAACACUUCCUGUAAAGAGAGCCCUAUUUAGGCUUUCUUUAUUGCAAGUUCUGUUUAAUUAAGAUUUUCUUAUCCCCUGCUACGUUAAUAGCUUGCUAGACCCUGCAAGAGUCUCCUGUAUGUGAUUAAAGUUCAAUUUAGAGAAUGAGAUACAAUUAUUUAAGGUAAAUUACAUCUGUUUGAAAGUGAAACCAGUUUUUGUUUUUUCAUGCAGGCUCUGUCCAUCAUAGCCAGGGAAGGUGUGGCUAGGGCUGCAUAAACAGAAACAAAGUGAUUUAACUCCUAAAUGACGGUGACUUGAGCAGUGAAAUUGCAGGGGAAUGAUCUAUACACUAAAACUGCUUUAUUUAGCUAAAGUAAUUUAGGUGACUAUAGUGUUCCUUUAAAACGUACUAAUAUAUUUAGGGGAUAUAUUGACAUAUUUUAGGAAGAGGAUUGGGGAUCCACAAAUAUGGACCUUAAACUGGGCAUAUCCUGAGCCUUGAUUAAUGGGGCAUUUUAGGGGCAAAGGAGACUGGACAUCUUUAGGUCACCAAUCAAUGGGGCAUAUUCAUGGGACCAUGAGACUGGACACCAGCUGGGCCCUGUUUAGUAGGGCACUUGAGAAAUCCAGGAGACUUGCCAUCUCCUAGGCCAUGAUAAGUGGGCCGCUUUAGAGGGCCAGGAGACUUGGCGCUUCUAGAGUUCUGAAUAGUGGGGCACUUUGGGGAUCAUUGCCCUGGAUUUUGUUUAGUGUUUUGUGUCUGGCUCAAGUUAUAUAGAAGCCCCAAAUCUGAACUGGACUUUUAGGAGGUAUGGCUAACUGUAUAUUUUGCUCUUAAUACAUCUAUAAUAAUUAUCUCAUUAAAGUGGUUAUAGUGCCUGGAGUCUUUUAGCCUUGUCUGUCCAUUCAUUGUGAAACAGGUUUUGAGUGGUUUAAUGCCAAGCAAAAGGCAUCAACAUUAUGGCUCCUGUAUGGCUGUGGGUGACCAGUGACCCUUAUCUAGUAAAAUGUUCAAAGAUUGUUUAGCAGUGCAUGGAGGGAUACCACCAGGGGACUCUAGGAACUAUAACAAAUUAAAUGAGAGUAAGUGAUUAUAGUAACAGAAGUGUCCCUUUAAUUUGUUAAAAAUAAAAUUAAAAUAAAGAUAUAGUUUGUGCUAUCAAUAAACAUUAUUCUAGUUUUACUAAAUAAUAAUGCAGUCUAUUUAUAUUUCCUUUUCCACAGGAUGA
Pelobates cultripes (western spadefoot toad) is the source of this 25128-nucleotide messenger RNA. Lineage: Eukaryota; Metazoa; Chordata; Amphibia; Anura; Pelobatidae. The record is from the annotation of a GenBank genome assembly.